Messenger RNA from Anopheles nili, 2831 nucleotides. It is a transcript of the gene Pax, whose product is annotated as paxillin. Bases 60 to 1730 code for a protein of 556 amino acids. Lineage: Eukaryota; Metazoa; Arthropoda; Insecta; Diptera; Culicidae. Gene Ontology annotation, cellular component: focal adhesion; cell-cell junction; cytoplasm. The record is from RefSeq and is a predicted model, not a curated record. The transcript has 9 exons. Gene Ontology annotation, biological process: positive regulation of substrate adhesion-dependent cell spreading; positive regulation of integrin-mediated signaling pathway; cell-cell adhesion.
AAUUUCGUGCGGAAAAACGCAUCCUCCAACUAAACUAACACUAUCGAUUGUGCAAUAUCAUGGCGUCGAGAACAUCGCGCACCACGCCCACGAAAGGAAUCGCAGGGGGCCGGUCGGAAGGUUUCGAAGAUUAUUUGGACGCACUGCUAGCCGACCUUCAGAAUACGGUUCCCGGACACAAUCAGCAGCAGCAUGCCGGUGGCGGAGGCUCAUCAGUGCCCGGGUACGGCAGCCUUAACGGAGUCCGGAACAAGCAGCAGACAAGUCCCAUUCCGCAAACAUAUCAGAAUACUUCUACUAAAACUGUCACUGAAGCACGCACCUCUAACGGCUACAAUGGCUCGCUGCCCAGAUCAACAACCCCACACAACUCCUUGCCACGUUCGAGCACUCCGCAAAAACUACAAACAUCCGCUUCCGGUAAUCUAUCGGAACUGGACUCGCUACUCCAAGACUUGAGCAGCGCCCGCUACGGAAAUGUGGUCGAAAAACAACCUAAUAACGCCAUCGUUACUAGUCCAUCUCCAUAUGCCAUUAAUGAUAGCAUUAAGCGACCGUCAGUAGACAGUUUGCUGGAGGAGCUGAGCAAUGCACACUCGAAUCCAAUUUAUGCUGUUCCGCACGGGCCGCAGAAUGCAAACCAACCGGGACGGCAAGUCACGAUAACGGUGCGUGAAACGACGACGGAAAAGCUUACUGGUACUCCAAGUGCACAGUACCAGAAUCAGAUGUAUCAACAACAGCUGGCCCAAAAUGAAUCGCACACUUCGUCUGCAACGAAGGAAUUGGACGAUCUGAUGGCGUCACUGUCGGAUUUCAAGAUCAGCGCCGGAUCAUCGCACCAGCACCAGUCGGUGACGGAUUACGCCAAACCGAACCAGGGCACAUCGCACUACCAGAGCACGCUGACGACGGUUUCGACCACCGAGCAGCUGCCACCGUCGUCCGACCAGCUCGAUUCUAUGCUCGGCAAUCUCACCGCCGACAUGAGCCGCCAGGGUGUGAACACCACGCAGAAGGGAUGCUGUAACGCGUGCGACAAACCGAUCGUCGGUCAGGUCAUCACGGCACUCGGUAAAACGUGGCAUCCGGAGCACUUCACGUGCAGCCACUGCAAUCAGGAGCUCGGCACGCGCAACUUCUUCGAGCGCGAUGGCAACCCGUACUGCGAGACGGAUUAUCACAACCUGUUCAGCCCACGGUGCGCGUACUGCAAUGGGCCGAUUUUGGAUAAAUGCGUGACGGCACUGGAGAAAACGUGGCACACGGAGCACUUUUUCUGCGCCCAGUGUGGCCAGCAGUUCGGCGAAGAUGGGUUCCAUGAGCGCGAUGGCAAGCCGUACUGUCGCAACGAUUACUUCGACAUGUUCGCCCCGAAGUGUAACGGGUGCAACCGGGCCAUCAUGGAGAACUACAUCUCCGCCCUGAACAGCCAGUGGCAUCCGGAUUGCUUCGUUUGCCGGGACUGCCGCGAACCGUUCCACGGUGGGUCGUUCUUUGACCACGAAGGAUUGCCGUACUGCGAGACGCAUUACCACGCGAAACGAGGAUCACUUUGUGCCGGAUGCUCCAAACCGAUCACCGGCCGCUGCAUUACGGCCAUGUUCAAGAAAUUCCACCCGGAGCACUUCGUGUGUGCCUUCUGUCUGAAGCAGCUGAACAAGGGGACCUUCAAGGAGCAGAACGACAAACCCUACUGCCAUCAGUGCUUCGAUAAGCUGUUCGGUUAGGAACACCCGGACGGUGGAAUGCUCUGGCUACGAUUUUACUUAUCUUGCAGUUUAACUGUCUUCCUUACGUGCGACUUAUCGCCUUGGUACAGGCGUCUCGAAAAGGCUCCACCGCACAAAACACGCACAAGUGUCCUCGGGGAGGAGGGACACAAAAUGGACAGCUAAUUUUGUGUUGGUCUGCGUUUUUUACGUUUAUUAUCGUUUACAUUAACUAAGGACGCGUUUUACGAUGUGAGAGUCUGUUUUUUUUUAAAUUGGGUACAAUCAACAGCACAAAUUUGACUUCCGCGAUGCCAACCUGUAAAGUUCAGCAUUCGUGCCGCGAUCGCUAGUGUAUGCUCUAUUCACACCGCCAAUGGUGACUUUACGCGGCUCAACUUUUCUGAUAGUUUAAGUGCGUCAAUUAAUAUUAAUCGCGAUACAUUUAACCGGUCGCGCCCGGUGGCUCUGCUAGACGAAUGUGGACGUUCUGUUGUUGGAGAGGCAUGGUCAAUGUGCUAACCGAAACGCGUGUUAAAGUUUAUACACUAACCCCUAGGAUGGUGCAGCCGUAUCAUCGUAUGUAACCGGGUUUGUUCUCUGAUUAACAACGGCCGCAGAAUCGAAUCGAAAUCGUGCUGAUGCAGCCAUUAUUAGUGGCCACGCUCUGGCGGCUCCCAGCACGGCUCCAUCUCAGAUAACAUGCCAACGAAACGCGCAUCCUUACACGCUGGUAUCAGAAAGAGACGACGUAGCGCGUAUGUGACCGAGCACGUGCCCUUCGGCACGUGGUGAAACUCUGGAAAUUUGGUGUAGUGGCGGCUCGCCCGAGCAACGUAUUAUAUUAACCUGUUGAAAACGAACGUAGGAGCGUGUAGUAGUUGUGUUUAGUCGCGUUCUCCACAGUUUCCUAACUCUUUCCGAUAGUUCCAAUAACUAGCCACAAACGCCCAGCUGCAGGAGUAAUAAUAAGUCAACGUUCUUACCGAUACACCAUGGAAAGGAUGAUGUUUUAAACGCUUGCCAUUAGCUAUCCGGCGGUCGGAUGGCUCAAAGGGCAAGGAAAGUUUAUCCGUUUCAACUAAAUCUGUAACAUGCCAAUAAAAUCUGACCUGCUGG